UGCGAUUGGUCGUCUUAGUAAUCGCAGCAGGCCACUAUUCGAGUGUCACAAAUGAGGAAAAAUAUUUAUCUAUUACCAAAAACCUAGAGUAACCGAAUAUAUUAGUAAAUAAACGAGACUGAGGACUCGACUGUCACCAUGACAAGUGUUAGUGAAACAAGUUCAUUACCAAAAACCAAAAAACCAUCAGAUAGUGCCUUCAAACAACAGCGUCUUCCCGCGUGGCAGCCGAUCCUCACAGCAGGCACAGUCCUCCCCACCUUCUUCGUGAUAGGCAUAGCCUUCAUUCCAGCUGGGAUCGGUCUCCUGUACUUCUCCGACGAGGUUCGGGAGUACGCAGUCGACUACACAAACUGCAUAUCCCUCCGGGAGAACCGAAGAUGCUCGGACGUUAUCUUCAACAAUCCUGGGAGUGUCUGCCAGUGCAACGUCACCUUUCGCCUCGAGCACGACUUCAAGGCCGACGUCUACAUGUACUACGGCCUGACGAAUUUCUACCAGAAUCACAGACGUUACGUCAAAUCGAGGGAUGACAAUCAACUCCUGGGGAGACUCAGCUACGACGUCUCCACUGACUGCGAGCCAUUCGCCUACAAUGAAACUGUUGUACCGAAAAAAGCUGUUGCACCUUGUGGAGCAAUCGCCAAUUCCCUCUUCAGUGACGAGUUGAGCUUAUUUUCAGUGGAGUUGGGACAGACCAUUCCACUCAUCAAGACUGGCAUUGCCUGGCCCUCUGACAAGAAUAUCAAGUUCAAAAAUCCACCUGGCAAUCUCACCAAGGCUUUCGAGGACUACGAGAAACCCAGGAAUUGGACGAAAUAUGUCUGGCAGUUGGACGAAGAGGAUCCGAGUAAUAAUGGAUUUCAGAAUGAGGAUUUGAUCGUUUGGAUGAGGACUGCUGCACUACCCACGUUCAGGAAAUUGUACAGGAGGAUCAAUCAUACGGAGCCGUUGUUCAAGGGACUGAAGAAGGGGGAUUAUAUCUUGAGUGUUAAUUACUCUUAUCAAGUUUCCUCGUUCGAGGGAAGUAAACGCAUGAUUCUGAGUACGACGUCUCUUCUUGGUGGUAAAAAUCCAUUCCUGGGAAUUGCAUACAUCGUUGUAGGAUGCGUGUGCCUAGUUCUGGGAGUUGCAUUAUUGAUAAUUCACAUUAAAUGUUCAAAGAGCACGAAUGAGAUGAUCAAUGUUAAUCAACACACCCCCUACCAAUAGUCUAAUGAGCCAGGAGGGAAUCCUGGAAGGAUUUCAGCACUAAUUGGUGUUUUAUUAUCGAGAGAAAUCAGUGAAAAUGUCCGACUGUCCACCAACAGUCGAUUUAUUCGUAAUAAUGCACAUGAGACGUAAUUAGCUUAAUCCCUUAGCGAAGAAAUUCUUUUCUCUGUAAAAAUAUUCCCUCGAUGUUUAUUAUUCAUAAUCUUCGGAGAUUGUUCUAGUGUUUAAUUUCCUCCAUUCAAUCUUCAUUCCCUCAGAUUGAACAACUAUUCGGUGAAAUUUAUUGUCUAAUUUCUCACAGAAAACGUUAGAUGUUUGUUAGUUCCACGUUUAUCAGCACUGAAUCAAUCCCCAAAAUUUAUAUUAUUUUUCAGUAUUACUGUGUUAUUAUCGACAACUCUCUGUUGUUACUCAUCUUCCUCACAUCUCGAUGUAUUUACUCGGAGACGAAACGAGAUGCAUUUGAUAUGCAUUAUUUUAACUGUCGAAGGAAUUAAUAACAAAAAUAAAAAUAAACUCCAGUUGUUCCUGUUUUACGUAGA
Messenger RNA from Diachasma alloeum, 1754 nucleotides. It is a transcript of the gene CDC50, whose product is annotated as cell cycle control protein 50A. Gene Ontology annotation, cellular component: Golgi apparatus; endoplasmic reticulum; plasma membrane. The transcript is spliced from 4 exons. The coding region runs from base 139 to 1212 and encodes 357 amino acids. Lineage: Eukaryota; Metazoa; Arthropoda; Insecta; Hymenoptera; Braconidae. The record is from RefSeq and is a predicted model, not a curated record.